Photinus pyralis (common eastern firefly) is the source of this 969-nucleotide messenger RNA. RefSeq lists its product as uncharacterized. The record is from RefSeq and is a predicted model, not a curated record. The transcript is spliced from 9 exons. NCBI's taxonomy places the organism in Eukaryota, Metazoa, Arthropoda, Insecta, Coleoptera, Lampyridae. The coding region runs from base 1 to 969 and encodes 322 amino acids.
AUGAAUGAAAAAGACGAUGCGUACUUUACAACAGUUACGCUACCGUUUACCCCGGUCGAUGAUUCAAGUGUGCUGGCUUUUGUUCUUGAAGGAGUCAAAAAUGUGGAUAACAUACAAUCUGGAACAACAGUGGUCCUUGACGAUCUGUCUAUAUCCAAAGGUGUUACAUCCGGUUUAGACUACGAAAUUGCUUCCGAUGGUUCUAACAAACGAGUUAUUACAAUUAAAGUGCCUUCUGAGAAAAUUACAACGCAGUCAGCGAGUAAAGGUGAAUCCAUAACAACUCCAACUCCUGUGGGUUUCCGCACUUAUAGUUUUAUAGAUGACAAAAAUGGGGUGAAAUUUGACCGAAACAAUGUAAAUAAUCAACUUGAGACCAUUGUAACUAUACCAUACGAAAAACUGAAGGUGAAUAUUCCGCAUUCACUACGUAUAGAAGAAGGCAGUGUGGCUAACUUUGGUGAAGCAAAGCCGUAUGACGUUUUGUUAGACAAGGAAGGGCAAUCCACUAUCAAAAUCACUGUCCCUAAAGGAAAAUCUCCAACUGUGGUGACCAUCAAGAAAGACGGAAAAAACAUUAUUGCCACUUCCUCUACCGACAUUGACCCUUCAACUGUAGCAGUUCAGGCUUCAAGCGGCUUCAAACUUGAACCGAAUAAAAAAAACGAUGCGUACGUUGCAAAAGUUACGUUACCGUUUUCUCCGACCGAUGAAUCAAGUGAGCUGGCUUUUGUUCUUGAAGGGGUCAAAGAUGUGGAUAACAUACUACCUGGAACAACAGUGGCCAUUGACGACCUGUCUACAUCCAAAGGUGUUACAUCCGGUUUAGAGUACGAAAUUGCGUCAGAUGGUUCUAACAAGCCAGUUAUAACAAUCAAAGCACCUUCUGAGAUGAUGGAGAAAACUACAACGCAGUCACCGGAUAAAGGUAUUUUCACUAUUUUUAGCGCAUUUUCCAACUCGUGUUGA